Molecule: messenger RNA, 4368 nt
Organism: Eurytemora carolleeae
Lineage: Eukaryota; Metazoa; Arthropoda; Copepoda; Calanoida; Temoridae
Product: mucin-5AC
Exons: 8
Coding region: 7-4353 (1448 amino acids)
Source: RefSeq, a predicted model, not a curated record
CUGAACAUGCAGACCGCAUUGUAUCUUUAUAUGUUAGGAACCCUGUGCAUUGGUUCUCUUUUGUUCCGGGUCACCAUAGCUGCACUAGAAGAUUGCUGUGAAGUAAAAACUGUUGAAGGAGCGACAAAUUCAAGUCUUAACGGAGAUUACUUUCUGCUGAGCAACGAUGGACCAACUAGGGAAGAAUGCAAGGAUGGAUGUAUUUAUUUAAAGGACAAUGAUGAAUACUGUUUUCGAAUGGUUCCCCUCACAAUUGCUCCUGAUGUGGGCUGUAAGGUGUUAUCACAAGAAGAAAUAACAAGUUUAGAAGAAGAAAGAACUGACCUAACAAACCUCUUAAACGCUGUAACAGACUUGAAUGAAGCAACACCAGGAUCAAGGCAGCGACGUGAACUUACAACACCUUCUAAUUGUACGACAAUGGAAGAUUAUUUGGAUAAAGUUAUUCCAAUGGUUAAAGAUAAACCCACAAAGGGAGCAGGGCUACCUUAUAUAGCUGCAGUAAGAAAAGCUGUUCGGUCCGGAUUAUCAUGCUCUUCUGUUAAACAAAAAACUGGAUUUCUUAUAAAGAUAAUAAAAAAUCGGUUGAAAGCGAUAAAAGUCCAAUUAAUUUCAGCUGGUAUAACAACCAUUGAACCAACAGAACCACCUACUUCAGUAGCAACUGAACCACCUACUUCAGGAGCAACUGAACCACCUACCACAGUAGCAACUGAACCACCUACUACAGUAACAACUGAACCACCUACUACAGUAGCAACUGAACCACCUACUACAGUAACAACUGAACCACCUACCACAGUAGCAACUGAACCACCUACUACAGAAACAACAGAACAACCUACCACAAUCAAAACUAAACCACCUACUACAGUAACAACUGAACCAGCUACUUCAGUAACAACUGAACCACCUACUACAGUUACAACAGAACCACCUACUACAGUAACACCAGAACCACCUACUACAAUAAAGACAGAAGAACCUACUUCAGUAACAACUGAACCACCUACUACAGUAAGAACAGAACCACCUACUACAAUAACAACAGAAGAACCUACCACAGUAACAACAAAAACACCUACUACAGUAACAACAGAACAAUCUACUACAGUAACAACUGAACCCCCUAAUACAGUUACAACAGAACCACCUACUACAGUAACACCAGAACCACCUACUACAGUAACAACAGAAUCACCUACAACAGUUACAACUGAGCCCCCUACAACAUUUACAACAGAACCACCUACUACAGUAACAACUAAACCCCCUAUUACAGUUUCAACAGAAGCACCUACUACGGAAACAACUCCAGAAUCAACACAAAAAUCACUUACUACAAUAACAACUGUAGAAUCAAGAACAGAAUCACCUAAUACAAUAACAACUGCAGAAUCAACGACAGAAGCAUCUACUACAGUAACAACUGUAGAAUCAACAACAGAAGCAUCUACUACAGUAACAACUGUAGAAUCAACAACAGAAGCAAGCACCUACUACAAACCAACAACAGAAUCACCUACGACAGUUACAACUGUAGAAUCAACAACAGAAGCACCUACUACAGUAACAACUAUAGAAUCAACAACAGAAGCACCUUUUCCAGUAACAACUGUGGAAUCAACAACAGAAACACCUACUACACUAACAACAGUGGAAUCAACAACAGAAUCACCUACUACAAUAACAACUGUAGAACUAACUACAGAAGCACCUACUAGAAUAACACCUGUAGAAUCAACAACAGAAGCACCUACUACAGCAACAACUGUAGAAUCAACAACAGAAGCACCUACUACAGCAACAACUGUAGAAUCAACAACAAAAUCACCUAAUACAGUAACAACUGUAGAAUCAACAACAGAAGCAUCUACUACAGUAACAACUGUAGAAUCAACAACAAAAUCACCUACGACAGUAACAACUGUAGAAUCAACAACAGAAGCAUCUACGACAGUAACAACUGUAGAAUCAACAACAGAAGCACCUACUACAGUAACAACUGUAGAAUCAACAACAGAAUCACUUACUACAAUAACAACUGAAGAAUCAACACAAAAAUCACUUACUACAAUAACAACUGUAGAAUCAACAACAGAAGCACCUACUACAGUAACAACUGUAGAACCAACAACAGAAGCAUCUACUACAGUAACAACUGUAGAAUCAACAACAGAAGCAUCUACUACAGUAACAACUGUAGAAUCAACAACAGAAGUACCUACUACAGUAACAACUGUAGAACCAACAACAGAAGCACCUACUACAGUAACAACUGUAGAAUCAACUACUAACUACUACAGUAACAACUGUAGAAUCAACAACAGAAACACCUACUACUGUAACAACUGUAGAAUCAUCAACAGAAGCACCUACUACAGCUACAACUGUAGAACCAACAACAGAAGCACCUACUACCAAUCAACAACAGAAUCACCUACUACUGUAACACCUCCAGAAUCAACAACAGAAGCAACUACUACAGUAACAACUGUAGAAUCAACAACAGAAGCACCUACUACUGUAACAACUGUAGAAUCAACAACAGAAGAGGUUCUAACUUUGGAAGAAAUUGAUACUGAAUUGGGAAACUUGGAAACUCUUUCAAUAGCUUUGAAUGACUUAGAUGUCUCGGUGGAGAGAAGAAGAAAAAAACGAUCCGUGAGUGAUCCCACCUCAUGUAGUGACUGUCUAAACUAUAUGGACAUUGUAAAAUCAUUUGUAAGAUCUAAUCCUAAUAGAGCAAUCCAAUAUGUCCACGCAAUCAAGAGAGGCAUCUCAGCAUGGAAAUUCUGUUCUGGUCUGAAGGCUAAAAUUUCAGAUUCUAAACAGGAGGUAAUUGAACGUAUUCAGGAACUGAAACAUAAACGCAAAAGUUUAACCAAACAACCACCUACUAUAGUCACAACUCUAGAAACAACAACAGAUGCACCAACUACAGCAACAACUGCAGAACUAACAACAGAAGUACCUACUACAGUAACAACUGUAGAACCAACUACAGAAGCACCUACUACAGUAACAACUGUAGAACCAACAACAGAAGCAUCAACUACAGCAACAGCUGUAGAACUAGCAACAGAAGCACCUACUACAGUAACAACUAAUGAAUCAAUCACAGUAGCACCUACUACAGUGACAACUGUAGAACCAACAACAGAAGUACCUACUACAGUAACAACUGUAGAACCAACUACAGAAGCACCUACUACAGUAACAACUGUAGAAUCAACAACAGAUACACCAACUACAGCAACAACUGUAGAACUAGCAACAGAAGCACCUACUACAGUAACAACUGAUGAAUCAACCAAAGUAGCACCUACUACAGUAACAACUGUAGAACCAACAACAGAAGCACCUACUACAGUAACAACGGAACCACCUACAACAGUGACAACAGAAGCACCUACUACAGUAACAACAGAACCACCUACUACAGUAACAACAGAACCGCCUACCACAGUAACUACAGAAGCACGGACUACAGUAAUUACAGGGGAAUCAACAACAGAAGCACCUACUACGGUAACAACUGUGGAAUCAACAACAGAAGCACCUACUACAAUAAAAACUGUAGAAUCAACAACAGAAUCACCUACUACAGUAACAUCUGAAGAAUCAACAACAGAAGCACCUACUACAGUAAUAACAGAAGCACCUACUACAGUAACAACUGUAGAAUCAACAACAGAAUUACCUACUACAGUAACAACUGUAGAACCAACUACAGAAGCACCUACUACAGUGACAACUGUUGAAUCAACAACAGAUGCACCUACUACAGUAACAACUGUAGAGUCAACAACAGAAGCACCUACUACAGUGACAACUGUAGAAUCAACAACAGAAGCACCUACUACAGAAAUAACAGAAGCACCUACUACAGUAACAACUGUAGAAUCAACAGCCCAAGCAUCUACUACAGUAACAACUGUAGAACCAAGUACAGAAGAACCUACUACAGUAACAACUGUAGAACCAACUACAGAAGCACCUACUACAGUGACAACUGUAGAAUCAACAACAGAAGCACCUUCUACAGUAACAACUGCAGAGUCAUUGACAGAAGCACCUACUACAGUAACAACUGUAGAAUCAAAAACAGAAUUACCUACUACAGUAACAACUGUAGAAUCAACAACAGAAGUACCUACUACAGUUACAACUGUAGAAUCAACAACAGAAGGACCUACUACAGUAACACCUGUAGACACAACAACAACAACAACAGUUGAUGCAACGUCAUUAAAAGAGGUAAACUUACAACGCCAUUUAAAAAUCUCAAACUUCCGCUUUGUUGAUUUGUACUGUACAGGGUAUCCAAAAAAAGGGGUUUCUGUUUCUUGAGGGUCAAUAUAUCAG